Molecule: messenger RNA, 2655 nt
Organism: Peniophora sp. CBMAI 1063
Lineage: Eukaryota; Fungi; Basidiomycota; Agaricomycetes; Russulales; Peniophoraceae
Source: the annotation of a GenBank genome assembly
AUGUCAUCCACCACCACCACCAACGACGACAGCAACAAAGCGCUCCGCUCGGCCCUGCGCAAGCCGCACGCGCCCGCCACCGACCUCCGCGUCGUGACAUUCUCCUCCCUAAUCCUAACCCGCCCGAUCCCGCGCCUCUCCCUCAACGCCGACCCCUUCCCCCAAGACACAGUCCCCACCACCACCCCCGUCCGCCCGCGCUCCACCAACACGCCGCCGACGAUCCUCCCGGGCCAGACAGUCCCGCAAUGGACCUCGCACACCGCGCACCCGGGCCACCUCCUCUCCUUCCCCGCGCACUUCCUCUCGAAACGCACUGUACCGCUCGAGCGCGCUGUUGAGGGCGGGAUCGAGGUGGAGAUGGUAAGGAUGAGGGAGCAUAGGGAGUAUAGGGUUUGGAGUGAGGGGUUUGGGGUGCCGGCGGUGUGGGGCGAGCGCGAGGGUUCGCCCUUAUUGGCGAAGAAGGGAGAGAGCGAGGAGAGGAAAAGGUGGAAGGCGGCGACGGAGGCGGCGGAGAGACGCGUGUUUACGUAUGCGUGUUUGGAGGCGUGGCUGGUGGGGAUGGUCGAGGCGGGCAAGUGGGGGCCCGAGGUGCGGGCGCGGGCGAGGGAGCGGGCGGGCGCGGGCGCUGGUCGGGCGGUCGCGGUCGUCGCGCCUGCUCCUGUUGCUCCUAUCACGCCUGUUGUGCCUGUUGCAACGGUAGCUGCACCGCCCAAACGCCCCGCGAUGGGCACGAAAGAACGGCUCCCGUACGCAGAAGGACCGGCAGGCCUCGUCCUCCCGCCCGCGGAACCGGCCAAGAGGGAGUCGUACCACGAGGACGAGCUCUAUCCCAUCAUGGUCUCCCGCAACCGGCGCGCGCACAGGGACGCGGUCGGUCGGGCGCGGGAGCUUGUGGAUGAGCUGAUUAGGGAGGAGAGGGAGGAGAGGGAGUUACGGGGGAAGAAGGUGGAGGAGGAGGCGAAGAGGAAGGGGGAGGAGAGGGUUGUUAGGUGGAGGGAGGUGCAGGGCGGGUGGAGGAGGUUUGAGGUGGAGGUUAAGAAGGGCGAUAAAACGACGCUCGCCGUCGAAAGCGCCAUCCAGGACCAGAUCGCCGCCGGCCUCGGGCGCGCGCCCCGCCUUCCCGCCCCAUCCACAACCACACCCACCACCACAUCAUCACCAUCGACACACUACCCAGCAGUACCCUCCAACGCCGCCGCCGCGCACCUCACCGCCCUCGAACACAAACUCGCCUUAGCCCGCGCGUCCCUCGCCUCCAUCAACUCCGCCGUAGCUGAGAUGGACGACGACAUCGAGCGCGGCGAAGCGAUCCUCGAGAUCGAGGACGACGCCGCGCUCGCGAUCGCUAUCGAAAAUGACACGAUGCGCAAGGCGGAGCGCGAGAGGCUUAAGGCCGAGCGGGAGGCGGCGCGGCGCCGUGCUGAGGAGGAAAGGCGGAAGGCUGCUGAAGAUGAAGAGGCAAGGAAAAAGGCGCCCGAGGCGCGUAGAAGGGCGGGCGAGGCGGCGCUCAGGCGCGCCGAGGAGGCUCGUCUUCGCGCAUCGCCGCCCCAUCCUUCUACAUCCACAUCCCCACCCCCAUCUACAUCUCCUGCAUCGCUCCCUCCCUCCGCUACAAGCACGAGCGCCUCCCCGCACCCCCUCCCGCCCGCCUCGAUCCCGAUCCACAACUGGCGCCGCUGGGACGGGAAGGACGGCUACGGCGACGACGAGCCGGGCACGGAGGACGGCGCGCGGGCGUUCGUCGCGCGGAUCGCGGAGGUUGUUGCGAGGAGGAGGGGGGCGGGGCAUGAAGCUGGGCACGCGCCCCAAGACGCUGCACCGACCGCCGACGCGGAGCCCGAGAGCGUUGCGGUACCCGCUGAAGCUAUCGCCGCGCCCGCUGAGCUUCCCGCUGCUGCACCCGCUGAGCCCGCCGCCGAAGUCGCUGCACCUGCUACCGAAGUCGUUGCACCCGUUGAACCCGCACCCGCCGCUGAACCCGCCCUCGAGCCCAUCGCGCAACCCGCCCCCGAACCCGCUCCCGGACCUUACCAACCCUUCUCCCUGCGCCCCCUAACCCACCGCCACACCUUCCACUCCACCCUGAUGCCCGCGCCCCUCGUCGAAGCCGACUACGUCCCUUUGUUCCCACCGAUGAGCGAGGAGGAGAAAAGGGAGAUGGACGGGCGGGUGGCGCGGGAGGCGGCUGUGGGGCAGUUUGGGGAGUAUGUUGCGGGGUGUAUGGCGCGGCGGAGGGCGCGCGAUGAGGGAGGCGGCGUGGCGGAGAGUGACGAGCAUGCGCCCGAGAGCGAGGUUGAGCCUGAGCUCGCACCCGCACCUGCAACAACGACCGCUGCGCCUGCUAUUGCGGACCCCGCGCCUGCGCACGAGAGCGAGGUUGAGCCCGAGCUUGCCGCGCCCGAGCCUGCACCUGCGACGAUGACCGCUGCACCGGCUAUCGCGGAGCCCGCGCCUGCGCCCGCAUCUACACCCCCCUCGCCCACCCCAUCGCUCAAACGCAAACGCUCCUCCGAGGAGAACGACAUCGAACAAGAACCCUCCCGCGCAACCUCCCCGACUCCCUCUGCGUCUUCAUCCUCCGAAGACGCUUCGGACGAGGACGGCAGCCCGACUAAACGCGCGCGGCUGUCGAGCUGGUGCCACAUCGCGUGA